This is a messenger RNA of Gigantopelta aegis, 1422 nucleotides long. Its product is annotated as elongation factor 1-gamma-like. The record is from RefSeq and is a predicted model, not a curated record. The transcript has 11 exons. Gene Ontology annotation, biological process: translational elongation. NCBI's taxonomy places the organism in Eukaryota, Metazoa, Mollusca, Gastropoda, Neomphalida, Peltospiridae. Gene Ontology annotation, cellular component: cytoplasm; nucleus. The coding region runs from base 63 to 1334 and encodes 423 amino acids. Gene Ontology annotation, molecular function: translation elongation factor activity.
AAUUUAGCAAGUGCGCAUAUCCCACAAAAAACCGGUACGUCACUUCCUUUUUAAGCUGUGACAUGGCGGCUGGUACACUCUACACGUACCCAGGAAAUUUUAGGGCAUACAAAGCUCUAGUAGCUGCCCAGUACAGUGGAGUAGAUGUGAAAGUUGCGUCUGACUUCAAGUUUGGUGAAACGAACAAGAACACAAAUUUUAUUUCCAAAUUUCCAUUGGGAAAGGUUCCAGCCUUUGAAUCUGGGGAUGGUUUUUGUCUUAGUGAGAGUAAUGCCAUAGCUCAGUAUGUUGGUAAUUCACAACUGGCUGGAAAGAGUCCAAAGGAUGCUGCCAAAAUACAGCAGUGGAUCAGUUUUGGAGACAACGAAAUUGUUCCAUCGGCUUGUACUUGGGUUUUCCCCUGUCUUGGGAUCAUUCAGUACAACAAACAGGAAGCUGAAAAGGCAAAGGAGCAGAUCAAGAAAGUCCUGACUCUGCUGAAUGACUAUUUGCUGACAAGAACGUAUCUGGUUGGAGAGCGUAUUACCCAGGCUGACAUCAGUGUGUCGUGCUGUCUGAUGCUGCUGUAUCAGCAUGUACUGGAUGCUGAAUUUCGCAAGCCAUUCCAGAAUGUGAACCGGUGGUUUACCACACUGGUCAAUCAGAAGCAGUUUAAAGCUGUUGUAGGAAACUUUCAGAUGUGUACCAAGAUGGCCCAGUUUGAUUCCAAAAAAUAUGCUGAGUUGCAUGGACAGAAGAAAGAAACGGCCAAGAAAGACAGUAAAAAAGAGGCCAAACCUAAGCAGGCGAAAAAAGAAGCAAAACCGAAAGAUGAAGAAGAAGCAGAAGACGAUAUGCCUAAAGAAAAGGAAUCUAAAGAUCCGUUUGCUGCUUAUCCAAAAGGGACAUUUAAUUUGGAUGAAUUCAAAAGAACCUAUUCUAAUAAAGACACCGUCACCGUUGCUUUGCCUUACUUCUGGGAGAAAUUUGACAAGGAAAAUUGGUCCAUUUGGUACUGUGAAUACGCCGAAGAUGUUUCCAAAAAGAGACAGUUUAUGUGCUGUAAUCUAGUAUCGGGACUGAUGCAGCGGUUGGACAAGCUUCGUAAAAAUGCCUUUGGAUGUAUGUGUCUAUUUGGAGAGGAUUUCAAAGUUUCCAUCAGCGGAGUGUGGUUUUGGAGAGGUCAUGAUCUAGCUUUCACGCUAUCACCAGAUUGGCAAGUGGAUUACGAGUCUUACAAGUGGAAGAAACUGGAUCCUGAUGACCCAGAAACAAAGAAACUUGUACACAAGUACUUUGUAAUGGAGGGCGACUUCGAAGGCAAACCAUUCUUUGAAGGAAAAGUAUAUAAGUAAAUUAUUGUGGUGAACCUAAGACUUUUGAGACAUAGCUGUACCAUGUGUUGGGUACUACAAAAGUUGCCAAUAAAUGAGUGAAGGGAAA